Hylaeus anthracinus is the source of this 1646-nucleotide messenger RNA. RefSeq lists its product as uncharacterized. Lineage: Eukaryota; Metazoa; Arthropoda; Insecta; Hymenoptera; Colletidae. The record is from RefSeq and is a predicted model, not a curated record. The coding region runs from base 1209 to 1463 and encodes 84 amino acids. The transcript has 3 exons.
UCGCGUUCCCGAUUUAGGGUCAUUUUCUACUUAGGCGCGCACGCACUCCAUUAUCGUGUCUGCACGUCCACCGAUAACUAAACCUGACGCUAGGCGUGCCUUCCUGAUAACGGAAACUGACAAUUAGUUUUGCAAAUUACCGUCGCGUUUCGCAAACUCGAAGACGAAGUUAACAAAGCACGGUAGGCGGUUCGCGUAAAGAAUCUUGUUGACAAGAAUUCCAAAUUAGAACGACAGAAGAAAAAAAAAGAACACGACACGCAGUGUCCAGAGGAACGGGAGUGAAAUAAUUAAAAAUAACUGCGGUCGGUAUUGAUUAACGUCCAAGUAGAAAUAAUGCAACAUUUUAAAAAUAGCGAUAUGUGGAAAAUAUAUCGAGUCUCUUUGAAUUUAUUUUUGUCUGCUAUCGGAGGAAGGGAGGUUUGCUCGACGUGCUAAAACUAGUAAUGAAACGCGCACAAAAACGAUGUAUUUUUAGGCUCCGCGCUACUUCAAAUUUCGCGCUUGCUUUCCUCGAUCGACUAACGAGAAGGGCAAUCACCUCUGUCGAGAUUUGCUUCGCGAAAUUGUGUGCGUUAGAGGUAAACUUCUGCGUCAAUUAAACGCGCAACAGCGCCUGAUCCUAGCAACCCUACAGAAACUUGCGAAAUUCUCGUUCCAUAAAGGCCGUCACGGUUGUUGUUAAGUUGUACAUCCGAUUACAAUUGCUGCAGGGAGUCUUGGAGCUCCGCGGUUCUGGUACUUUGAACUACUAUAUCAACGCAGUUCCCUGCGAAGACCAACAUCACCUGACCAGUUUAGGUAAUGGAAACAAUAGAAACGCCACAGAAACGAUACAAGCAACUGAUUCUGGUCCUAUAAAUAUCUAAACUUGAUUCAAACCAGCCAACAAAAGAGAGUCGGAAGAUUUAAAGAUUUCCUUAAAUGGCUUGUUUUGCAUGUUUGCCACCCAAGUAUAACGAUUUCUGCUCGAAUGUGAUACAAGCGACGAGAAGGCAGCCGCCGCGCCACUCUUUCGGGAUUGCCCUGCUCGUUAGCGACAUUCGUCAUCUUUAACGCGUUUUCAAACAAGAAUUAACAUGUUCCAUGUUGUUCCAAGUGUCAUAGCGUAGCCCACAUAACCGUAUAUAAGAACCGGCCGGGUUUGCCACGUUUCAGACGAAAACUCGACGAAGGUUGCGCGCGACGUUGCUCUUAAAGUUGAAGUUAUGGAGAAAAGUCUCCUGUUUUUUUCGAUCGUUUCCUUCGCGAUAGUGUUCGCGUGUGCGAAACCGAUUCCUCAGUUCGACCAAAAUGAUUUGGAGUACUCCGCCCCUGAGGAUAGUGGAAAUCGAGCGUUUUGGUUUGGAAGACCUUACUACGAUGAGAACGACGGCGGUGGCGAUAACAACAUCAAUCCACCGGAUCAACAACCAUCGCCCACCGUAUCCUACACCGAUAUUGGCGGUGGCUGGGGUCGCUGAGAAGUUUUCGCAAUGCAAAUAAACUUUUGGAUUUAAUAUCAUCGUUCCAUCGCGCCAUAAAUUUCUAUCGAUUUAGAUAUCAUAUUAUUUAAUAUAAAUUGUAAUCUAAUUAAUAAUAAGAUGAUAAUACCGUACGUAUCAAAAGUUUUGUACUUUCGUAUGUUGUUCUAUUAAACAUAACAU